GGCCAUCUCAGCCCCGACAGCAUUACUUCGUACUUCACAACAUACUUCUCAUUUCAUUGUCAAAGCUCUCUUUCAAGGGACAACGUUGACUCCCUCGCUCGCCACUCACAUCGCAUAGUCCUUUGGCCGUCCACGCGCUGUGUGUUCUGUCGCCAGAUCAGCACACUUGACUGCGCCCUUCAGGCCGGCAAAUGAGCAGAGUCCCUGCAGGAUUAUGUUACCUGACAAUCUACAACCCAACCAUCAAGCCCAGUGAGGCUGCUGCACGACUGGACGAAGAUGCAGAGGAAGAAUCCCAAAUACUCUUCUACUCAUCCAAGGAGCGGGCGGUGUCCCGGGAUAAGAUGCUGAGACAGGUCGGGCUUGCCAAGGCACUGGUCAACUUCUCAGAGAUGUUUGGAUCCUCUGUCCCCUGUUACAAUGUGCAUUCGCAGUCUAGGCGCAUGAUUAUGGUAAAUGUGGAGGGUAGUUUUUGGAUCCAUGCUGCAGUAGACUUAGCCAAGUCCGCUCGGGCGACCAGCCGCACCUCGAACGCAAAGGUGAAGAGCAAGAAGGGGAAGGAGCCGGAGCGAGAUAUUCCAGAUCAGCCUAUUUUUGACUUUCACGAUGGUUCAUUGCACGACCUUGCCCUCCGCGAGCACCUCCUGCGUGGAUACGAACAAUUCAAGAUUACUCAUGGAUCGUUUACCACCGUCCUGUCGACACUUGGUCAGGAGGCCUUAGAGCUCCAGCUGGAACGCUUUUUUACUGUAUGGGCUUGGUCUUGGGACAUCGCCUCCCCCUCGCACCUGAAUAUUGACAUUGGAGUGCCCCUGCAGCCAUUGCACCAUUCCAUACGGUCAGUACUUGAUACCCGACUCUCUGCUAUACCCGAGGGUAUUUCCCUCAUCUAUCUCUGUCCGCCUUAUGUAACAUGCUCGACAAAUUUCGAGGAGCACGGAUAUCCCGCGGGUCUCCUUCGGUAUCUUAUGACUCGCUUUCCACCGAAACCGUCGCAGAAUCAAGGAGCAUCUCGGAGGGCGUCAACGUCCACGCUCAAAUCAGUAGCCACCGACUCAGAAGGACACAAGUCCUUGAAAGAGGCUGCUCCCAGCGGCUUUUUAGGCAUGCCUCCUAUGAACAUGAAUCUCAAGGUGAUGGACCCGCGGCAAUGGACUCUACCAGGAUACCUAUCCUUUGGGAAAGGGUCCAAAUUGACCACACCGGAACCAGAAGUUUCUGACGAGAAGGCGGCUACGCAAUCCAAGGAGGAGGCGUCAGCCCCCAAAUUCAACACGGACGAUAGCAGCUCGGAAGUCGACACGGCGGCCCUUGAAGAUGCCAUCUCGUCCGACCAGGUGUCUAUAUCAAAGAUGUCACGACAUUCUGGUGAAGGUAGGCCAAUGAACGCGAGCGAGUUGACUCAAGAUGCUCUCUACGCUGAACCGGUGAUGCAGCCCGUGGAAGUUGAAGUCGCCUCCUUUGCCGAGCCGCCUCCGACCUUGCCAGCCGUUCCCUUGGCUUCUCCCAUGUUCCCGUCUCUGACGAGCCACGAAGUACCGGAAUGCAUUACUUCAGACCCUUCGCCUGACGCAUUAGGCAACAACGCGAGUGCGACUGAUGAUCCUGUGGAAGUAGACUCCUCAGGGAACAGCACCAACGCCAACGAUGACGGGCUUUCUGAGUUCAGAUCGUUACAGGUUCAUUUAGCUGACAUCCAGGACGAGCUAACUACCACUCAGAGGAAAGUCCUCUAUAUUCAGAAACGCGAUCACAUAGUCGCCUUGAUUGGCCGCCCCGUGGACAACGACGACUAUGACGUUACUUACAUGCGUCAGUUUAUCGGCCGGCUCUUCCGAGAUAUCGAGAGCGCACUUGAUGACGAUAACCAUGGUUUGGAUGCUUCGAUACCCUCCGCGUCGAAAAUCCUUCAGCCCAAGGAUAAACAUUUCUCGAAGACUGGGUUCUAUACCCUGUCAAGCGAGAAAUAUGCAUUUGUCUCGGAACAUCUAUACAAUGCAAAGCAGUACCUCGACAUGGAGCCACAUAUCCUUGAGAUGUUCUCCCGCGGGCAGAAUCCUCAGCAUUGGCACGUCUCGAAGCGAGCUACAGGGAUAGAGGGCCUCAGAGAGUCAGGAGGAGAGGUCUUUCUGGAUAUUUCUCGAAAGGAGGCCAGUCUAGCUGACGUCGACCAUGUGCUGCAGAGAUUACACAGAUUUGAAGCAUAGUCUAUCAGCUCC
Coniophora puteana RWD-64-598 SS2 is the source of this 2219-nucleotide messenger RNA. RefSeq lists its product as uncharacterized. Gene Ontology annotation, biological process: vesicle-mediated transport. The transcript has 8 exons. The record is from RefSeq and is a predicted model, not a curated record. Gene Ontology annotation, cellular component: Mon1-Ccz1 complex; intracellular membrane-bounded organelle. The coding region runs from base 192 to 2207 and encodes 671 amino acids. Lineage: Eukaryota; Fungi; Basidiomycota; Agaricomycetes; Boletales; Coniophoraceae.